CUUUCGUUGUGCCACUUUUAAAUUUUGGAGAAUUUUUGUAAUGAAUAAUGGCGGGGUUGUUUAGGAAACGUCAGUUCAAACCAUGGAUAGCUUCGAGUGUCAUUUCCAAAGACAAAAAUUUAAAAUCCAGAGUUGUAAAAGUACUCUGCAGAAGAUCCAAGUCUGCCCAGGGAUCUGUGGUGAUGCUUGUCUCUGAUGGAGAACUCUCCAUUUCUGCCAUUUUCUCAGAAGAAGCUGUAGAUAAUGCGUUAUCUAAUCUGGGUCUUGGACGAGAUUCCAGCUGGGACACAGCUUUAUUGAUCUUACAUGAAUUUACACUGGAACUGAAAAUGAAUCCAGGCCAGCCGGAUGUUGGAGAAUUUGUAUUGUAUGUGGAGAAGUUUAACAUCUGGGAUCUACAGCCGGGAUAUCAUGCAAAAUUUGAUGUCAAAUACUGCAUGGAGCAUAUAAAAGUACGAGAAAUGAUGAUAGAAGAAAUUAGAGACAUGAAAGAGAGGGCAGCUUGUCAGUCCCAGUCUAAUAAAACAGGAAGUAUUGCUCUGACACAGUUGUUGGAUGAGAUGGCAAAACCGUCAGAAAGUUUUUCUCAAUCAGGUUGUGAUGAAAAGGAAGAAGAUUCAGCAAAUUUUACAGCUAAAAAGUGUGUUCCUCUUACGGAGAGUUUGAUGGAGAAAUUGAUACAGCCAUUUACAGUUGAAGAAUUUCUCAUACCGCCUUCACAAGCUACAGUUCUACAAAAUUUACCAGAAUGGAAGCCCGACUAUCAGCCACCAUCCUCGGUAGAGCUGGAGGAAGACUUGCUCACUGUCAUUGAUCAACAGUUUGAUGUUUGUGCAGCCAACACUUUGUGUAGUCCUCCAGAAAAUGUCAAAGAUAAAGCUGCAAACCUUGAGAGAAGUAGCAGAGAAGCCAGCCAAGAUGUAAUCUACCUGGGAAUAUCAGUAACCCCACCUGAACAUCCAGAUACAGAAGAAGCAAAAUCCGGCAGACGGUCACCUUGUCCUGUCAACGUACUCUUCAAACAUAGCAACAUGGAUUCUCAGUCACAAGGAACAUCGUCUCAAUGGCAAGAAGAGGUAGAUUCUGUGAGGUUCAGUUUUGAGGAGGACUUGUGUACAACUGCCACUCCAGAAAGUCAAGAGGAGUCACAAAGCCAAGUACAUGUAGGAACUUCUGAUAGAUUAUGUAAACAUGUGGGAACUGUUGAGAAAUCCAGUAAGCAGGUUGCCAAGGAAACUGAUGGGGUAAAAGACUGUAGAGCUCUAACUGGGGCAAGUUUAGAGAAAGAUUCUUGUAAAUUUGUAACGGAAGAAAUUCUCAAGGAAAAAUCUUGUUCAGCUGUAAGUGAGAAAGGUCUAGAAAGAACAGGUGCAUCAUCUAUCAAGGAAACUGAAGUUGUGAAAACUGCCAUAUCUGUAACAAAGAGAGUAGAGAAAUUGGGUAUGUCUUUGAAUCAGGCAAGUGCAGAGAAAAGAUCAGAUAAACUUGAAAGUAAGAAAAAUAAAAAGGAAAUAGAUGAUCUUCAUCUAACAAAGGAAUGUGGUGAGGAAAGAAACCAUACAGUUGUUACAAAGGGAAUAUCAGAGAAGGAAGGUGAUCAAAUUGUUACGAAGGAAAUGAAAAAGGAGAAUCCGGAUGCACUUGUCACAAAGGAAUAUGGUGAGGCAAGAGACAGUACAGUUGUUAUAAAGAUAAUUUUAGAGAAGCAAGUUGAUAACUGUGUUACUAAGGGAAAAGAAAAGGAUGCACUUCUAACAAAGGAAUAUUCAGAGGAAAGUCUUGACUUAGGGUCACCAAAUGCUCAGAGCACUCAGAUUAAUGAGGUAGAAGAUAUAAGCACUAAAGGCAGUCAUAGAAACAUUGCAGAAAAGGUUGAAGAACUUCUUGAUAAUACCGAAGAAAAUGAAAAUGAUUUUCAGAAUAGAACUAAAACAAACUAUUCAGAAAUUGAAAGUGUAAGUCAAAGUUUAUUACUGGUUGAAUCUGCUGAUAAUGUUUUAGAAAGUCAGGAUAAUAAUAAUUUAAAAAUGUAUCAGAGGAAUGUAACUCAUAUAACAGCUGUUAAUGUUGAUUCUUCAGUGUUGGUUAAAGAUGAAAAUGUUGAUUCUGAGUAUGAAGCUAAAAUAGAUACUAGUCAGGGGAAUGCAUCUAACUCUUCUUUGUCUGAUGCAGACAAAUCUAUAAUGUUGAAUUACUAUUCACAAAAUUCUAGUUCACCCAGUCACAGCUGGAAUAAUGUUCUGUUACGACUGGCUGAGAAGAAGAAAAGAUUGGAAGCUCUAAAAUACAUUACAAAUCGAAUAUCUAUUACAAUUGAUGAACAUGACAAAGAAGAGGACACUGAAACUGAGAAAACUUGGAAUAAUGAAAGUUUUUAUGGUUACAUCAAGGAAGAAAUAAUUAGAGAUGUAAAUGGUUUAUGUUCUGAUGUUGGAAAAAGUGAAGAGAGUUUUAAUAGUUACAUCAAGGAAGAAGUGAUCAGAGAUGUAAAUGAUUUAUGGUCUGAUGCUGGAAGAAGUGAAGAGCCAGCAUAUAAAGACACAGAGGGAAGGCUAGUCAUGGUAGGCGAAGACAAUAGUAAAAGUAAUAGUGAAAACCUGUCAAAUCAAACAGAAAAUGUCACUAAAGGAGAUAGUGGAGAUAACAAAGUGCUUGAAGGAGGAGAUGAAGAUUUUCUUGGUUUUGAAGAUGUGGGCACUCUCUGUGUUGAGAGCAAAGGUAUAUUGGAAGAAACAUAUAAUGGUGAUCAGUCAGAAAUGGAUACUGUAGACACUACUGAUACAGGUUAUCCUAUAGCUAGUUUAACAUUGCAAGAAAGUAAUGAAGAAAAUGAUAGCUGUUUGUUGCCAUCCGACAAUGUCCUAGAACAAACUGACUUGGAAGCAGUUAACAGAAUCCAUUGUGAAAAUAUUGCAAAAUAUACCAAAGCACAUACAAGAGAAGAAACAGACCAGGAAUCAGAUCAGUCAGACAUUGAAAUAAUUGGUCAUUCUCAUUCUCAUCAAAGAUGUACAAGUUACAUGAAAAAAGAGACAAAUGCAGUGUCAAAAGAAAUUACUUCCAUGAAAGGAGUAUUGAACCCUUGUGGCAAAAUUAAACAGGAAACUUUAAAUCAUAACCCUUUAGCUCCUUUGUACUUUGAGACUGAAUCUGGAAGUACAAGAAGAUCAAAAAGACUGUAUGCUAAAGUUAUUUCAUGUAGACAGAAAGAUAGUGUAAUAAAUUCUGCAAAUAUGGAAAAUAGUUCUGCUGUGUCUUCCAGGAUUAAUGAUAACUCAGAAAACAGUAGAAAAAAGAUAAUCGAGAGGGGGACAGUGUUGGUUGAUGAUGGUGUUGUGGUAGAAAGACAAAUAUCAAGACAACAAGAUAAACAAACAGACUGUGUGAGUAACCCUAAUGCCGAAUCAAAUCUUGAUGCAAAUAAAGAAACUGUUGUAGCAACUGAACCUGUAUGUGAAGAGGAAGCAAAUAAAAAAAGUGCCAAGAAGACAGUAAAUGAAGAUUGCAGUGUUCAGAAAUAUAUUGGCUUGAAAUCACAAAGUAAUGCUAAUUUUACAAGCCUCAGGACUGGACAAGUUAAAGAUACAUAUAAUGCAGACAGUAGUAAACAAAAAGCAACUGUAUGGACAAGAAUAAAUGAGAAUAUUUUGAAAAAUGUUUCAGAGACAACUGAUACAAAGUGGAACUUUAAAAAAGAUGUUCGCAUAAUGCUAGAAAGAUGUGACCAACAGGAGAACAGUUAUAUGAAGGGGAAUAAAAGAAGAAGACGAAGUAGUUUUGGAAGUUGUUACAAAUUGUCAAAGAGUGGAAACGCCUUACAAAAACCAUUGGUGGAUGGAAACCAGUUAAAAAGACCAUCAGUGAGUGAAAAGGUACUAUCUCCAGAGAAGGCAUCUGAAAAACCGAUGGAGGGCAGAAACUCAUUGCUGAAAACAAAAGUUAAAGGUGGAAAAGUUUUUAGAAAAGAGAGUGCCGAGACAGUAUGCAGCAUGGCUGUUAAUUUUCACUGUGCAUGCUGCGGAUCAGAAGAGAAAAUUGAAACAGGAAAGUGUUCAGCAAGACUGUGAUAAAGCUGUAA
Messenger RNA from Mercenaria mercenaria, 4078 nucleotides. RefSeq lists its product as uncharacterized. Bases 48 to 4067 code for a protein of 1339 amino acids. The transcript is spliced from 12 exons. The record is from RefSeq and is a predicted model, not a curated record. Lineage: Eukaryota; Metazoa; Mollusca; Bivalvia; Venerida; Veneridae.